Trematosphaeria pertusa is the source of this 1616-nucleotide messenger RNA. RefSeq names its product Adenylosuccinate synthetase. The coding region runs from base 135 to 1400 and encodes 421 amino acids. Gene Ontology annotation, molecular function: adenylosuccinate synthase activity; GTP binding. The record is from RefSeq and is a predicted model, not a curated record. The transcript has 6 exons. Gene Ontology annotation, biological process: IMP metabolic process; 'de novo' AMP biosynthetic process. NCBI's taxonomy places the organism in Eukaryota, Fungi, Ascomycota, Dothideomycetes, Pleosporales, Trematosphaeriaceae. Gene Ontology annotation, cellular component: cytoplasm.
AGAAAUCACCUGCUUACCGCGCGCUUUCGGCCAAGUCCGCGUCGCCGCAUUUCCAUGAGCAAUUGAAAUACAGCCUGCCGGCCGCGCUGCUGCUCCUCCCCCGUUCUCCCGUCUCCCUUCCCUCCCAGCGGAACAUGUCCGUCACCGUCGUCCUCGGCGCCCAGUGGGGCGACGAAGGCAAAGGAAAGCUCGCCGAUAUCCUUGCCCACGAGUCGCAGCUCUGCUGUCGCGCGCAGGGCGGUAACAAUGCCGGCCACACCAUCGUCGCGAACGGCGUCACGUACGAUUUCCACAUCCUGCCGUCUGGGCUCGUCAAUCCGGCUUGUGUGAAUGUCAUUGGGAGUGGCUGCGUGGUGCAUAUCCCGAGCUUCUUCAAAGAACUGGAGGCGCUGGAUCAGAAGGGGCUGAAGACUGAGGGCAGGGUGUUCAUCUCUGAUCGUGCGCAUGUGGUGUUUGAUAUCCAUCAGCUGGUGGAUGGGCUGGAGGAAGUGGAGUUGGGAGGGAGCUUCAUAGGUACUACGAAGAAGGGCAUUGGCCCAACGUACAGCACCAAGAUGACGCGCAGCGGUGUGCGCAUGUGCGACAUCUUUGACGAGGAGAUCUUCGAGAAGAAGCUCAGGAGAUUGGUAAUGGGAUACCAGAAACGGUUCGGAGACCUGUUGAAGUAUGACCCGGAGGAGGAGAUUGCGAAGUUCAAGGAAUACCGCGUUAAGCUCCAGGACUACGUGAUCGACCAGGUUCCGCUCCUCGCGUCCGCGAAAGAGAAGGGCUCAAAGAUCCUUGUCGAGGGCGCCAACGCGAUAAUGCUGGACGUCGACUACGGAACAUACCCCUUUGUUACCUCGUCGAACACCGGUAUGGGAGGCGUCCUUACGGGUCUGAGUCUGGGAUGGCGAUCACUCAAGGAGGUCAUCGGCGUGGUCAAGGCAUACACUACACGGGUCGGAUCGGGCCCCUUCCCGACAGAACAACUCAACGAAGUAGGCGAGAAGCUCCAGCAAGUCGGCCACGAGGUCGGCGUUACCACCGGACGUAAGCGGCGCUGUGGCUGGCUCGAUCUUGUCGUAAUCAAGCACUCACACGCUUGUAACGACUACACGGCAAUCAAUCUCACGAAACUCGAUGUUCUAGACGACUUUGAUGAGCUCAAGGUCGCGACAUCUUACUCUUAUGGUGGCCAGAAGCUUGACGGUCUCCCCGCGAAUCCCGAGAUGCUAUCCAACGUCGACGUGCACUACGAGACCUUGCCUGGCUGGAAGAAGCCUACAACUGGCGCGAAGAGCUUCUACGACCUCCCCGUUCAAGCGAGAAAGUACGUCGAGUUCAUCGAGAACUUCGUGGGCGUCAAGGUGAAGUGGAUUGGCGUCGGUCCUGCGCGGGAUCAUAUGAUCGCAAGGUAGCAAUCCACGAUAUGAAGUGGGAAAGUAGUAGGUAGCCUUUCUUUAUCUGAGGUGUGUUGUGCCUCCGCACGUGUACAGUGUUUUUCGUCCAGCCCAGCCCUCGUGGGGGCGCAAAAAGGAGGCUUUUUCAUAGCAUGCAUGGCAUGGGCAACAACAGGAAAAGAAUAGAGUAUAGACAAUGGUAACCUAUUAGCUUCUGCAACGUGAAGAGUAGAG